Messenger RNA from Impatiens glandulifera, 582 nucleotides. RefSeq names its product ubiquitin-60S ribosomal protein L40. Gene Ontology annotation, cellular component: ribosome; cytoplasm; nucleus. Gene Ontology annotation, biological process: modification-dependent protein catabolic process; protein ubiquitination; translation. The record is from RefSeq and is a predicted model, not a curated record. Bases 58 to 444 code for a protein of 128 amino acids. Lineage: Eukaryota; Viridiplantae; Streptophyta; Magnoliopsida; Ericales; Balsaminaceae. Gene Ontology annotation, molecular function: structural constituent of ribosome; ubiquitin protein ligase binding; protein tag activity. The transcript is spliced from 5 exons.
UUAUUUUAUACACUUGAAGAAGAAGAAGUUCUAAGCGGCGGUUUCUAGAGAGAGAAGAUGCAGAUCUUUGUGAAAACCCUAACCGGGAAGACAAUAACGCUCGAAGUCGAAUCGAGCGAUACCAUUGACAAUGUCAAGGCCAAGAUUCAAGACAAGGAAGGUAUUCCACCGGAUCAACAGCGAUUGAUAUUCGCCGGAAAACAGCUCGAAGAUGGCCGUACUCUUGCCGAUUACAACAUUCAGAAAGAAUCGACUCUGCAUCUUGUUCUUAGACUUCGUGGAGGGAUCAUUGAACCAUCUUUGAUGGCUUUGGCUAGGAAGUACAACCAGGAGAAGAUGAUAUGCCGCAAGUGCUAUGCCCGUCUUCAUCCUCGUGCUGUCAACUGCAGGAAGAAGAAAUGUGGCCACAGCAACCAGUUGAGGCCCAAGAAGAAGAUCAAGUAGAUCGAAAAUCAUCCAUUUCCAGUUCUCUAUUGCAAGCUUUGUUGUUCAAAACUAUUUUGUUUAUUGCCGAAUUUUGCAUCAUCUUUCUGUUAGACUAAAAUUUCUUUUGUUAUGAAUUUAUUGAAAUGCUUGUUUUUC